Molecule: messenger RNA, 1760 nt
Organism: Lampris incognitus (smalleye Pacific opah)
Lineage: Eukaryota; Metazoa; Chordata; Actinopteri; Lampriformes; Lampridae
Product: SPRY domain-containing protein 3-like
Exons: 11
Coding region: 63-1295 (410 amino acids)
Molecular function (GO): protein binding
Source: RefSeq, a predicted model, not a curated record
GUUGUUAACCGACAAGACGCGAGUUUACAUGAAGAGGCGGAAGUCUGUAAUGAUACCAGGAAAUGGAUGACAUCAAUCUUCACUAUCGCUUCCUAAGCUGGAGGAGGCGAAUCAGAGAAAUACGUGAGGUGCGGGCCAUACGACAUCGAGAGCGCGUCAAAAGAAUGCUGCGGGACGGGGACAUCCUCAGGUAUCAAGGGAACUCGGAUGAAGUUGGCUGCUAUGUGGCCCCCAGACCUUUAUCAAAAGGAAACCGCUAUUUUGAAGUAACAAUCAUUGACACCGGAGUGAGGGGGAUGAUUGCUGUGGGCCUGGUGCCUCAGUUCUACAAACUGGACCACCAACCAGGCUGGCUGCCACAUUCUGUGGCUUAUCAUGCUGAUGAUGGCAAGCUUUACAACGGCAACAUCAGUGGGCAGCAGUUUGGGCCAAAAUGUAACCGAGGGGAUACAAUUGGCUGUGGAUUAUACCUUGAUUCUUUCGACGAUGGACAGAUAACUGUGUUUUUCACCAAGAAUGGCAAAGAAGUUGGCAUUGUGAAAAUCCCAGGCUCCCCUGAGGCUCUGUACCCCGCUGUGGGAAUGCACUCGCUGGGGGAGGAGGUGCAGCUGGACCUGCGGGCAGAGUGGGGUAUGGAGGAUGAAGAGGGACUGAUGAUAGUGGACAGCCAUGAAGAUGACUGGGGCCGUCUUCAUGACGUCAAGGUGACGGGCAUGCUGCUGGAGUAUGUGGGGAAAGGGAAGAGCAUUGUGGAUGUGGGCCUUGCCCAAGCCCGCCAGCCUCUUAGCACACGCCACCAUUACUACGAGCUGGAGAUCACCAGCGCAGGGGAGAAGUGCUACAUCGCCCUCGGGCUGGCACGCAGGAACUACCCCAAAAACAGACACCCUGGCUGGAGCCGAGGGUCUAUUGCCUACCAUGCAGACGAUGGGAAAAUGUUCCAAGGCAGUGGGGUGGGAGACCCCUUUGGGCCACGGUGCUUUGAGGGAGAUAUUAUUGGCUGUGGCAUUAUGUUCCCACGUGACUACCUCCUGGAUGGUGGAGACGACACAGACGAUCACGACCCGGAUGCCUUGCCCAAGCAGAGUCAGGUACAGAAUGACCUGUAUGCAAAUAACGAGGAGGAGGAUGGAGAGGACUUGGAGGGGAGGAAGGUUAUGGUGUUCUUCACCCGCAAUGGGAAGGUAGUGGGCCGCAGGGAGGCAGCCUUACCACCGGGGGGAUUCUUCCCCACCAUCGGCAUGAUGAGCACAGGGGAGAAGGUCAGAGUUGAUCUGCACCCCCUCAGCGGCUAACCAAGGUGGAGGUGAUGACGAGAGGUGUCGGGGAACUUGGAGUAUGUAGAGGAGCACGUAGAGGACUGUUAAGGAAAGAACUUGGCUUGUAAACACUGGAAGGUGAUUGAUUAGGUGGAACUACGGUCUGUUAUACCCCUCUACAGCUCCUGGCUGCACCCUGUUACUUGAACAGUCCCCUUGGUGUGGUUUACAACAGCUGUCUCGCUCUCGUGAUGGGUAAACCACGUCAUGAGAAGAUGACGUGAAGAAGAGCGUGGUCGGGUGCCAACGUUGCCACAAGAAGUUGCUUAUUGUGAAAUGGUUCCAGAGGAACUUGUUGGGACAAGUGAUGGGUCUUGAAGGGCUACACCACUGUUUUUGACAUUCUGGAUCAUAGAUUAAAAGAACGCUGGUUUAUUGUCCACAACACUGAAGAAUAGUCCCAGUCUACAACCCCCCCCCCCCGAAACAAUUACCCUCAGU